UGGAAGCGUUAUUAGUAAUUACAUCAGGACCAAAAUGAGUUUCUAAACUGUUCAGAAGCCAGAAGUGACCUUCCUGCUGAACAGGAUGUUACCUUCCCUUUGUGAAGGUCUCCCAGCCAUCCAACCCCGGCUAGUAGCGGUCAGCAAAACAAAACCUACAGAGAUGGUGAUUGAGGCCUACGGUCAUGGCCAGCGCACUUUUGGAGAGAACUAUGUUCAGGAACUACUAGAAAAAGCAUCAAACCCUACGCUUCUGUCGUCAUGUCCUGAGAUCAAGUGGCACUUCAUUGGUCAUUUGCAGAAACAAAACGUCAACAAGUUGAUGGCCGUCCCCAACCUCUCUAUGCUGGAAACUAUAGACUCCGUGAAGUUGGCAGACAAGGUGAACAGUUCCUGGCAGAAGAAAGGUUCUCCUGAACGACUGAAGGUGAUGGUGCAGAUUAACACCAGUGGAGAGGACAGUAAACACGGCCUUCUGCCCUCAGAGACCGUAGCCGUCGUGGAACACAUAAAGGCCAGUUGUCCCAACCUGGAGUUCGUGGGUCUCAUGACCAUAGGAAGCUUUGGGCAUGAUCUAAGUCAAGGACCAAACCCAGACUUCCAGAGGUUGCUGUCCCUGCGGCAGGAGCUGUGUGAGAAGCUGGGCCUUCCCGUGGAGCAGGUGGAACUUAGCAUGGGCAUGUCAGUGGACUUCCAGCACGCUAUUGAAGUAGGAUCUACAAACAUCCGUGUAGGAAGCACUAUUUUUGGAGAGCGGGAUUACUCAAAGAAACCUGCCCCAGACAAGACUACGAUAGACCUGACAGCCUCAGUGCCACUGGUGCAAGGACAGUGAAGCCAGGACAGCUCAGAAGCUCAGCCACACACAGCCUAGUUCAUUCUGGUGUUCCGCAUGUCCCCAGUCACACUCUUCCGUGGCCUAUAGAGCGCGCUGAGGAUUACACGUGUUGAUGGGAACCACCUGUGCUUAGCUUCUGCCGUAGCAAGCUCGGUUCAAGCAGUGGCUGAGGCUUGGAUUUGAAGAGUUUCGAGACUUCAGAACCGACACCAGAUUAGUAGCUGGGACCUGAGUUUGAUUGAACACUGCCCAGGGAUACCCAACCCUGUGAUUGCCUGAGCCUGGGUUCUUGUGUGUUGUGAUGUCUGUAAUCGAGAAAAUCAGAGGGAUUCCCAUUGGGCAUUUAAUAGAACACCCUGCUGUUCCUACAAGUCCCCACUACUCUAGAAUGAGGUGGUUUCUGUUCCCAGUUUCCAUCCUGGCCAGUAGAUGUCUCCAGUGGCACUGACCUGCAAUUCCAGGGUAACUUGUUAAUAGCACUUGGGCCUUUCUUGCUGAAAAGGCAGGACUUGGAGGUCCACUAAGGACCACAGUGGUGGAAAGUGGGCGGCAGGAUUUCUUCCCCACCAUAACUCUUUCCUGGUUCCUAGCAAAGACUGCCCCACUGGGAGACAAAAGCUUCCAGUUCUAGCCCAAGGUUUCAACAAGGCCUCACUUGCUUUUCCUCUUCUGGGGCUGUGUCCCAGGCAUAUUUACAGCUACCCCAGUACACACUGUAUCUACAAGCCAGAAUGUUGCGGGCCCUGGUUGUUCACGAUGCCGUAAGAGCUUCAGAAGUGAGGAAACAGCUGGGCCCAGGAGCACUUGUCCAUAACUCCGGCAUCCGCGGGGUGCAGGCAAGAAGAUCAGGAGUUCAAGGAUAGACAAAGGCUAACUGAGCUAUCUAAAAAUAAUAAUAAGCCAGAAAGCACAAUUCUGCAGUAAUCCCCACAGAGCUCCAGUGCUUAUAUCCUGACAGCUUUUUCUCUUGUUUACUCCAGCCCUCAUUCUUCAUUUAACAAACAACUUCAGGACGCGCUGCUGCUGGAUUUAAUUUCCAAACCUAAGCCACUGUGAUUCUUGUUCUGUUUCCAUCAAAGCUAGCGUGGUAUUUCAGCUUGUUAAAUACAAAUGUGAGCUUGAAUUAUACCAUCUGUGCCAACUAUAAAGCCAUUAAAGGUUUAUUUUUAUGA
Molecule: messenger RNA, 2010 nt
Organism: Rattus norvegicus (Norway rat)
Lineage: Eukaryota; Metazoa; Chordata; Mammalia; Rodentia; Muridae
Source: RefSeq, a predicted model, not a curated record